Molecule: messenger RNA, 1200 nt
Organism: Stylonychia lemnae
Lineage: Eukaryota; Ciliophora; Spirotrichea; Sporadotrichida; Oxytrichidae
Source: the annotation of a GenBank genome assembly
AUGACAUUAAACACACUGAAGCUUUUAGUUUUCUGCAUAUCCAUAUCAUAUAGCUACUGUUUUAUGUUUGUUGGGUCGAUAUCUUCCUUAACAGCCAUGCCGUUUAGAGAUAAGUUUGUCUAUACGACCCUAAAUGUACUCGAUUUCUGCUUAUAUCCAAGAGAUACAUACUUUGGCACAACUCAUUAUGCUUUCAGAGACAUCACAAAAAUGACUUUGAAGAGAGAUAACAAAAGUGACGUAAAUUACCUUAAUCACACCAGAGCAUUGAUGAAAAUGUCGAACCCUAGCUAUUUUGAUGAUAUUAUUUAUAAGAAAGGUGAUGAUUUUAAAAUUCCUCUAAUCACUCACAGGGUUUGGAUUACUGAUGUCAAAUUUCCAAAGGAAAUAGAUCAUAACUUAAAUCAAGACAAACUUGAUAAAUUGGCUGUGACCUACUAUUAAUUUGAAGAAUCAUCAUAAUAAAAAGGUCUUAACUGGACUCAUUAUUUAUGGGUAUAAGAUAAAUCGUUAUUACCAGAAACAGUAGAGUUUUUUGAAAGUUUAGGUGUUAUCGUAAGAGAAGUAAAAGAAUUAGAAACUAUGAAAAACGAGAGAGUUAGAAAGUAAUUCGACUACUAUGUCGAGGACCUUAGAGCAGUAGCAGCUGCUAGUGAUUUAAUGAGAGGUAUCACAGUGUUAGAGUACGGUGGCUUAUAUUUUGAUAAUGAUUAUUACUUUACAGAAUGGGACUAUAAUCUUAACUAUUACUUUGAUUACUAUGCUAUAACUCUACCAUUAUCCUGGAAUCUAGGAGUAAUGUUAAAUGGAUUUUUCGGCGCAAAGAAAGGUCAUAUUGCCAUUAAGAAUUAUGUAAAAACAAUGGUUGAAGCAUUUAAAUUUGAGAGCGAAGAACAGGAUAGACCACUCUACCUCAACUCAUGUACUUUCAAAACAACAGCAUCUACCAUGAUCGGUACCGGUCCAACAGCUUUUGGUAGUUCAUCUCUAAACUAUCUUAACAGAAAUGGAAAUCAAGAUAUUAUUGUGAGAGAAAAUCCAUAAAUACAAAGUUAUACUCAUAUUAAAAUUCUAAAUGAAAAAGGAGAGGUGGAUAAACUGACCAUUUCAAUAUCUGGUAAAGACUCUUAUUCAGCAUCAUGGUUAAAUGAAAGCAGAGAUAUGCUGACCUUUGGUUGGCAUGACCUAACAAAAUUCUGA